UCAAAGCAGCCACAAACAAACACAAUAAUAAAAUAGGACAACAGACCCAGGGAAGCCAAGACUUUAAUCAGAAACACCCCUUACCCAACAAAAAUAAAAUAAAAUAAAAUCAAAGCUGCCAAAACAACCCCAAAGUGGAACAAAGUGCAAAGCAGCUGCAGGAGAGGAGAAGGGGAGCAACUCCAGCAGUUUGGUCACAAGCUGCUCUGGCUCUUUAAAAACUUGCUGCCCUGUGCAGUGAUAAUAGUAUUUGGAGAGCUACAAGUGGCUGAGGGCAGGUCCAAUAAGCGCCCUCAGCACCUCCCUCCCUCCCCCCCUCCAAGAACUCUGGUUACAAAUCCUCGCUCUUUUGCCCAUGACAGAAAUGUAUAUAAACCCCCAGAAAAGCAGAUGCACUUGAAAAGACAGGUACAGGGGGCAGGGGCUGGGUAGCCCCUCCACGGGCGCUGGAGUUGGAGAGGCUGGUGCUGACAAGAGCGCGCUGCUGGGGAUCCUGACAGCUGGAUUACCGGUGCGAGCGGGCUUAGGUGCAGGCUUUGAUUGUUUCUUUCCCCCUCGCAUGCCUGGAUCAGGCUGCUGUGGCUGCUGAUCUGAAACUGCUCCUGGCCAUCCCUUUCAGCAGCGCCUGGGAUCAUGCUGCUGCUUCCAGGCAUCUUUGGGCUGUGCCUGGCCGUCCUGCCCUCGCUCUGCUCCCCCCUGGAGAGCGAGAUCGUGACUCCGCUCCGCUUAGACCCGGACAUCAAUGGGCGGCAGUAUUUCAGAAGGGGCCCGGAGGAGCCCAGCCCCCAGGGGGUGAUUUUCCAGAUCACCGCUUUCCAGGAGGAUUUCUACUUGAACCUGACUCCAGACGCGCAGUUCAUUGCGCCCGCCUUCGCCAUCCACUACCUGGGCGCAUCCCCCAGCGCGGCCAGGGAGCGCCCCGACCUCAGGCACUGCUUCUACUCCGGAGAUGUCAACUCCGACCGGGAAUCCUUCGCAGCCCUCAGCCUCUGCGGGGGGCUCCGGGGGGCUUUCGGGUACCGAGGGGCUGAAUAUCUCAUCAGCCCGCUCCGGAAUGACACCGGGAACGGGGCGCUGAGGAACAGCCAGGGGGAGCACCUCUUGCAGCGCAGGAGCGCGCCUAUCCAAGCCGGAGACCCCACCUCCAGGUGCGGCGUGGGCUCCAGCCUCAACCCGGCCAUCCUGCAAGCUCUGGAGAAAUACAAAGGCUCCCACCAGCAGCGGAAGAAGCAGCUGAACGAGACCAGGCUGCCUAGGAAGAGCGGCCGCUCCAAGCGCUUCGUCUCCAUCCCCAGGUACGUGGAGACGCUGGUGGUGGCUGACGAGUCCAUGGUGAAGUUCCACGGGGCUGACUUGAAGCACUAUCUGCUCACCCUCAUGGCCACGGCGGCCAGGCUCUACAAGCACCCCAGCAUCCUCAACCCCAUCAACAUCGCGGUGGUCAAGUUCCUGGUCAUCGGCCAGGAUGACAAGGGGCCCAAGGUCACCGGGAACGCGGCGCUCACCCUGCGGAACUUCUGCGCCUGGCAGAAGAAGUGGAACAAAGUGAGCGACAAGCACCCCGAGUACUGGGACACCGCCAUCCUCUUCACCAAGCAGGAUUUGUGUGGCGCCACCACCUGCGACACCCUGGGGAUGGCUGACGUUGGCACCAUGUGUGACCCCAAGCGCAGCUGCUCAGUCAUCGAGGACGACGGGCUGCCAUCUGCCUUCACCACGGCUCACGAGCUGGGGCACGUGUUCAACAUGCCCCACGACAAUGUGAAAGUCUGUGAGGAAGUCUUCGGCAGGCUGAAGACCAACCACAUGAUGUCACCCACCCUCAUACAGAUCGAUCGUGCCAACCCCUGGUCGGCCUGCAGUGCCGCUAUAAUCACCGACUUCCUGGACAGCGGGCACGGGGACUGCCUGCUGGAUCAGCCCAUCAAGCCCAUCUCGCUGCCAGAGGACCUCCCUGGGGCCAGCUACAACCUCAACCAGCAGUGCGAGCUGGCCUUCGGCCUCGGCUCCAAACCCUGCCCCUACAUGCAAUACUGCACCAAGCUCUGGUGCACGGGGAAAGCCCGGGGUCAGAUUGUUUGCCAGACGCGCCACUUCCCCUGGGCUGACGGCACCAGCUGCGGGGACGGGAGGUUCUGUUUGAAGGGCACGUGUGUCGAGAGGCAUAACAUCAGUAAGUACAGGGUGGAUGGCAGCUGGGGGAAGUGGACCUCGUAUGGUCAGUGCUCUCGGACCUGCGGUGGAGGAGUCCAGCUAGCCAAGCGCGAGUGCAACAGCCCCACGCCUGCCAAUGGAGGGAAGUACUGUGAAGGUGUCCGAGUCAAGUACCGCUCCUGUAACCUCGACCUUUGUUCUGAGUCAGGGCUAGGAAAGAGUUUCCGAGAGGAGCAGUGUGAGGCUUUCAACGGCUACAAUCACAGCACCAACCGGCUCACCGCCACUGUCUCUUGGGUCCCGAAGUACGCGGGAGUCUCACCUCGGGACAAAUGCAAGCUCAUCUGCAGAGCUAAUGGCACUGGUUACUUCUACGUGUUGGCUCCUAAGGUUGUGGAUGGCACUCCCUGCGCGCCUGACUCCACCUCGGUCUGCGUCCAGGGCAAAUGCAUCAAAGCGGGAUGCGACGGCAAGCUGGGCUCCAAGAAGAAGUUUGACAAGUGCAGCGUGUGUGGAGGAGACAACAAGAGCUGCAAGAAGGUUUCAGGCUUGUUCACCAAACCCAUGCACGGCUACAACUUUGUGGUGAUCAUCCCAGCAGGAGCCUCCAGCAUUGACAUCAGGCAGCGGGGCUACAAGGGCCUCAUCAGCGAUGAUAACUACCUAGCUCUGAAGAACAGCCAAGGCAAGUAUCUGCUGAACGGGCACUUCAUCGUCUCGGCUGUGGAGAGGGACCUGAUGGUGAAGGGCAGUGUGCUGCGGUACAGCGGGACGGGCACGGCGGUGGAAAGCCUCCAGGCCUUCAAGCCCAUCCAGGAGCCACUGACCGUGGAGGUGUUGUCAGUGGGGAAGAUGACUCCACCACGCGUGCGCUACUCCUUCUACCUUCCCAAGGAGAGCAAAGACGAUAAGUCCUCUUACCGGAAAGAUGGGAAAAAGCCGCCCGUGCUCAACAACAAUGUCCUGAGCUUAUCCAAUCGCUUGGAUCCGGGCAGGCCGAAUUACAAACGUGUGUCCUACAAGUGGGCGGCCAGUGGUUGGGAGGCCUGUUCCGUCUCCUGCGGCAACGGGCUGCAGAAGCGCUCCGUACACUGUCGCGACUCCUACGGCCAACUGGCCUCCGUGUGCGAUGCUGCUCAGCGGCCCGUCGAUGUCAGGAUAUGCGGCGACCCCUGUCCCAUGUGGGAGGUGAGCCCCUGGUCCCCCUGCUCCAAAACCUGCGGCCGGGGCUUCAAGAGGCGCAUGUUGAAAUGCACUGCGCGGGCCGGUCAGCUCUUGCCUCGGGAUCGCUGCAACCUCAGGAAGAAGCCUCAGGAGCUGGACUUCUGCACCCUGAGGCCAUGCUGACCCCACGGGCGCUGCUUCCAAAGAAGGCCUGGUGUCUCUCUGGCUGGAGAUAAAUGGCUGAAGGCUGAACAGCAGCCGGGGGGAGGGAGAAGGGGAGCUGUCUGAAGUGAAGGGUCUGUUACAUAGGGCAUAUCAGCGGACAAAGAACUUGUACGCAGGGCGAGAGCAUGCACACGUGAGAGGGGCCCAGUGUGGUGUUAUAGAACAGGUUGCUCAGAGAUGGAGUAAAAUAAACAUCUACCUCGAAGCUGCCAAACUGUCCAGGCUCCCUCCCCAUCCAGAGGAGGCUAUGGGCGUGAGGGGGAAGGACAGGAAUGAGAGCAGGACUGGUUUCUGGGGACUGCUCUCUGGGAUCCACCAAAACAUCAAAGGACAACAAGAGUGUGUUUCUAUAUCGCCAUGGCCAGCCUCCCUUUAGGCUUCAAAGGGUCAUGCCCCAACCUCCAAAACACUAGUGCUAGAUGGGACCAAAAAGAAUUACCAUUGCAAGGACGACAAACUAUACUGCUUAACGACCAGUGCAAUGAAGUGCUGGGGUCUAUUAAGAACUGAUACCUUCAGGGCUUGCUAGCAAUGACUCUGCAGCCAGUGUGUUGCUGCUCUCCAGACCUGUGCAGCAGCGUUGUUGUGCAGGGCUGUACGUGGGUCAUUGAUCAGCAGCUUUUGCUUUUCAUGUGUAUGGACCGAACAACGUAGAUUCUUAUGGUGCUUAAUAUCUGUAUUUUUAUUUUCCUUCCUCGUGGUUGACGCAAACCCUGCGUGCCUGGGGUAAUUUUGUCAUUUUUUCCAUUGGAUCCUCUCAGAAGACUAUGCCUCUUUAUAUGGUGCUUUGAGAAGGGUGUAUGGAGGGGCAGUGUAUCUCUAAUACAAGGUGGGUAUGUAUUUUAAAGAAACCUCUUUAGACCAAAUACCAUUUACACUUAGGUCCCUUUUUGCUUUGCUAAUAGUGUAAAGGUGCCUUAAAAGAAGCACAAAUUGCAUUCCCAUGACCCCUUUACAUGGCUGAAGCAUAAAGGGAUCUUGGUGUACAUGAGAAUAUGGCUAUAAUUCUAGGAGGUACUGCACAAUGGUGCCCCACCACGGUGCUUCCUGCCAAGAGCAUUGUAUGUGUGACUGCCACGGGUGGCAAAUAUUGAGUCUUUUUUCAAAAUGGUGCUCCGUGUAUGUUACUGUCACUCCGUGCCCAGUAGUUGCACUAUCCUCCACCCUCUUCUCCUAACAUCGUUGUUCAGGGUUAUUUCUCAAAGACACAUAGAGAUCUUUGGUGCUGAAGUAUAAAAGAAAUGGGGACUAACUCUCCUCCCAGAAAAUGAAUGCAUGGGCCUUUCUGGCCUUAAGAUCUAUGCUAUGUACCCUACUUAAGCCCAUCUCUAAUUUUAUGGGGUGUGUCUAUCCUGCAAUUGUGGAGCAUGAUUACAUCUUGUGCAGACAUACCUGAGCUAGCUUUAAUCUAGCAAGUUCAGGUCCUGGAGCAGUGACGCUGCAGUAAUGCAUGCUUCAGCCCAGGCUAGCAUCAGCAGGGGUCCAGGAAGGCUUGGACAACCCGUGCUGAAGCACAAGCCAGCACAGUUUCAUUUCGCCAGGACCCAGACUAUCUAGAUUGAAGAUAGUUUGGAUAGGUCAACUCAAGCUGUAAUCAGAUCCUGCGAUUGCAGUGUAGACAGACCCUAAGGAGUCUGUCUACACUACCUGCCGGAUUGGCGGGCAGUGAUCGAUACAGCAGGGAUGGAUUUAUCAUGCCUAGUCUAGAUGCGAUAAAUUAACCCCUGAGCGCUCUCCCAUUAGCUCCUGUACUCCAGCUUGGCGAGAGGCGCAGGCAGAGUCAACGGGAGAGUGUCAGCUAUCAACUUACUGCAGUGAAGACACUGCAGUAGGUAGAUCUAAGUACGCUGAUUUCAGCUACGUUAUUCACGUAGCUGAAGUUGCGUAACUUAUAUUGAUACCCCCCAGGGCUGUCUGCAAGUGUUUCAACUGUCAUCAAGGGGACAACUCACCGGUUUAAAGUGAGGCAUAUGCCUUGCUGAAUUGUGGCCCCUGUAGCCCGAUUUCCCCACCUGUUCAGUGGGGAUCACGAUACUUGCUCAUUUUUUGCAAAGCUUUUUGAGAUCUUAGCAUGGAAGAUACCAGAGCAGGAGAAAGUAUUUUUUAUUAUUGGCCCUUGGCUGGGUUGUAACUCAGGUGUUGAACCGAAGACCAACCAUCUUCCAGUGCUAGAGAACAGCAGCUAGCUGUAGACCCCCUGCACUCUAAACAACUCAUGAACAACUCACAUUUAAAUGUUGCUUGGCAGUGGGCUAUUUGUCAAUUCCUGCCCCUCUAGUGGGCUCCGCAUGGCUCCACCAUAGCCUUUCUUACCCAUGUGCCCCCUUCCAGCCAGCCCACUGGAUCCAUUUUGAUAGGACAUUCUUCUAGAGCGAGCUUGCCCUCAUGAGCCCACCUCCCAAGUGUGGGCCCAUAACAGAGCAUCCAAAUCUCUCGUUUGAGCAUACAACUGCGUACUGAAGGGCACAAAAUCUGUCCUAUAGGCAAAGUGCUGCACUGAGCAUUGUUGGAUGUUUUUUCCAAGCUUUGCCCAUGGAUCAUUCUCCAGCCCCCAAGCCCUAUAUUGUCCAGAGGACUCGCUCUGAUGUUGGGAUGCCAGCAACAGUAGUUAGGGAAUGUCUUGCGAGGCAGCCUCUCCACUCUAUGGGGAAAAUGAUUCUUCCUUGUCCCACUGAAGCAAGUAGGAAUUCUGGCAUAGACUUCCGUGGGAUGGGACUGGGCCCAAAGAUCUCUGGGGUUCAAAAUAACCCCACCUGGAAAUUCAACCGAUUUUUUAUUACAAAGGGCAUUAACCACACCUAAUGCUGAAUUUCAGAUCAACAUACUAUAGCACUGGGAUUAUAGACAGUUCUUCAAUGGCAAAAGCCCUUUCUUAUUUAUAGAUUUAGGGCUUCUGGGUUGGAUCCUCCUCAGGUUUAAAUCAGCAUAGCACUGUUGCCUUAAUUGCGCCAUUGACUUUGAAAGAGCUACACCAAAUUACACCAACUCUCUCUCCCCACUGUCCUUCACAGAUGCUGUGCAGAAUGGGAGAUGGGGUUUGUUGUUACCUAACUCUAGCUAUGAUUCAGCACUUCAUCUCAUCCUACUUAAAGGCCCUGGUUAACAUCAUCCAAUAUUCCCUUAAAAAUGUGCCCAGUCUCCAGAACAAAUCAGCUCUUGAGUGUUUACUUCACUUUUCCUCCCAGUGUUUAAUGAUCAAUGAGCAUUGAUAAGAUAGUGUCAACUCUCAGCAUUCCCAUAAUCUCUCAUGAUAUAAAAUUAGUAUCAGCAUAGGGGAGAGAGAACUUUGACUGGUUGGUUACUGGUUACAGAAGAGAAAUAGUAUGUUUUAGUGAGAGAGGAUCAAGAGAAAGGAAACAAAAUCCCAUUGGGCAAGCGGUUACUAGGAUUAUCAAAGAGUUCUGCACUAGGUCAGACUGGACCAGGCCCUAGACCAAUCAGUGUCUGUAUGUAACACUUCUACUUUACCUCUUUCCCUGUCUCAGAGUCCACCCCCUCAUCCUUAGGAAUAUACAUUACGUUUAUUGGUGGGUUUGCUGUGUCUAGCACAGCUGACCCCCUCCUGGUUCCAGUUGUGUAGCUGGUCCUGAGGGGCUGCCCUUUGGGUCUUUCCAUCGAAAAGAAUUGGUUCCCAACACCAUCAAGAAUUGUCACAGUCGUGGGGGUGGGGGGGCGGGGUGGGGGGGGUUGUUUUGUUUUUUUGUGGUUCUUUUGCAAGAUGUAUGGCAGAAGGACAGAAAUGCCUAUUGUACUGGCUGCUUUGUGUAUACCAUGUAUACUGUACAUCAGUCUUUGCUGUUUGUGCAUUGAUAGCAAACCUGAAAUAAAGUGGUAUUUAAAGUU
Gopherus flavomarginatus (Mexican gopher tortoise) is the source of this 7386-nucleotide messenger RNA. RefSeq names its product ADAM metallopeptidase with thrombospondin type 1 motif 15 (gene ADAMTS15). The record is from RefSeq and is a predicted model, not a curated record. Bases 634 to 3501 code for a protein of 955 amino acids. Gene Ontology annotation, molecular function: metalloendopeptidase activity; zinc ion binding. Lineage: Eukaryota; Metazoa; Chordata; Testudines; Testudinidae. Gene Ontology annotation, biological process: extracellular matrix organization; proteolysis. The transcript is spliced from 8 exons.